AUGAGACUCCCAUCAAUUUGGCCACGCGUUGGCUUGUUCGCCAUUGCCACUGCCCGCUAUGCAGCAGCCGCAACUGGCGGUUCGUAUUGUGGAACUUUGGUUUGCGUCACAGGAACUAUUAGUGGCUCCGAUACCAUAUAUACCCUCAACACAACGGCCUCUUUCGCAAACGUUGGCUGGAUGGCAGUUGGGUUUGGUGAAAGCAUGGUUGGCUCGCCGAUGGUAAUUAUGUGGGCUAAUGAAGACGGAACCCUUGUGUUAUCUCAGAGAGAAGCAACUGCCCACGCCCAGCCUCAAGUCGUGUCUACCCCUCCCCGGGUAGCCGCCAUCGCUCCGACCUCAGCACACUUACGGGUCGGCUGUGUCUUUUUCAUUCUCUGUUCCAAGCUCGGGGCAGUCCUCGGAGAGGAUGAUAUAUGCAUUUGCGUUUCGGCUACCCUGGCUCAGCACUCUGUCACCGGAUCCUUCACUCUCAACCUUGCUGGUACCGUUCCAGACUCUCCCUUGAUUUCUGCUUCUCCCGGUGGCACAGGCUCAGUUACCACUACUACGCUGGCGGUUCCAACUCAAAGCGGUGGUAGCGGCAGUGAUACACUCACCAUUCCGUACAGCGCCGCGGAGAGGAAGUUGCUCGCCCAUGGCAUCCUCAGCGCUCUCGGCUUCUGCUUCUUCCUCCCAAUCGGCGUACUCCAGGCACGCUUCCUCAGGAUCUGGUGGCCGACUUGGUUCAAGACACAUUGGAUUGUCCAGGCAGGGUUGGCUGGUCCCUUUAUUGUCGCUGGAUUUGCACUUGCCGUCAACGUAGUUCAGGAGGCUGGAAUGCGGCACUUUAAUGAUAAACAUACAAUCAUUGGAUUGGUGUUGUUUUUGCUGUAUGUUUGCCAAGCCCUUUAUGGUCUUAUCAUCCACAUAGUCAAAGAUCCUUAUCGUCGUCGCCGCCCCGCUCAGAACUAUGGACAUGCAAUCCUUGGAUUGGCUAUCAUCGCGCUAUCGCUGUAUCAAGUAUGGCUCGGCUUCAACCACGAGUGGCCGUCGACGACUGGUCGUGACCGGCCUGCUCAAGGUUUGAGGACCUUCUGGAUAAUUUGGGUUGUGGUUCUUGGAGCUGCUUAUAUUAUUGGCUUGGCCCUUCUCCCCAAGCAAUACAAGGCUGAGAGAUACGCCGUUCAAGACGGCGGCAAGAACGUAGGCUACUCUGCUUCUGACGUCAAUGUUCAUCCAAUGAGCACGCGUGGAGCUUAA
Messenger RNA from Rhizoctonia solani, 1242 nucleotides. Its product is annotated as cytochrome b561 domain-containing protein. The transcript is spliced from 10 exons. NCBI's taxonomy places the organism in Eukaryota, Fungi, Basidiomycota, Agaricomycetes, Cantharellales, Ceratobasidiaceae. The record is from RefSeq and is a predicted model, not a curated record. The coding region runs from base 1 to 1242 and encodes 413 amino acids.